AUGAACUGGCUGUGGAAGGACAUGCGGCUGAGCCACAGCGGCGGUCAGGGCCCCUGGGCUGCGGGGGAGCUGGAGGUCAGCAAGCUCCCGCAGAGCCGGGUGGCCUCACGGAGGCCCACGCUCCCCUGGGCGAGUCUGCGGCAGAGCGCCCGGCUGGCCACCUCACCAAGUCUACAGCAGAGGGCAAGGGUCAUCUCCGAAGAUAACCAGGCGCCACCCCCAGAAAAGUGGGAGCAGGAGGGGGAGCCUCCGGCUGGCAGGGCCCGGGCUGGAGUCUGCCUCGCUGUGGCCGCUCCUGAGCCCGUGGCAGAGGGCAUCUCCAGGGAGCUGCGUGACUCUCGCAUCUCCCCCCGCACCCCUGCCGCGCUUAUGGCUGAGCGGGUGGGGAGAAGGCCCUUAAAUGCAUCCCUGGAGACGGGUGUGCACUCCAGGAGCGCCAGCCACCGGAGACUGUCAGAGAACGAGUGGAACUCGUACCACGAGGAGCUGGUUUACUGCCUGGAGGAGAUCGAGUACAUAAUCAAGAAGCUCCCCGAGUGGGUUCUGGACGAGCCCGCGGAGAAGACGGCCCAAACCCAGCAGGAUGAGUGCUACAUCCACUCGGAGCCGCUGGGCGUGGUCCUCAUCAUCGGCACCUGGAACUACCCCUUCGACCUCACGGUGCAGCCCAUGGUGGGCGCCAUCGCUGCAGGGAAUGCAGUGGUCAUCAAGCCCUCGGAGCUGAGCGAGAACAUGGCGAGCCUGCUGGCCUCCCUCAUCCCUCAGUACCUGGACAAGGAUCUGUACCCGGUGAUCAAUGGGGGCGUCCCCGAGACCACGGAGGUGCUCAAGGAGAGGUUCGACCACAUCCUGUACACGGGCAGCACUGGUGUCGGCAAGAUCGUGAUGACGGCCGCGGCCAAGCACCUGACCCCGGUCACCCUGGAGCUGGGGGGGAAGAGCCCUUGCUACGUGGACAAGGACUGUGACCUGGACAUCGCCUGCCGGCGCAUCGCCUGGGGCAAGUUCAUGAACAGCGGCCAGACCUGUGUGGCCCCCGACUACAUCCUCUGCGACCCCUCCAUCCAGAGCCAGGUCGUGGAGAAGCUCAAAAAGUCCGUGAAGGAGUUCUACGGGGACGAUGCCCAGAAGUCUCAUGACUACGGGAGGAUCGUGAGCUCCCGGCACUUCCAGCGGGUGAUGGGCCUGCUGGAGGGCCAGAAGGUCGCCUAUGGAGGCACUGGGGACGCGGCCACCCGGUACAUAGCCCCCACCAUCCUCACGGACGUGGACCCCGAGUCCCCGGUGAUGCAGGAGGAGAUCUUCGGGCCCAUCAUGCCCAUCGUGUGCGUGCGCAGCCUGGAGGAGGCCAUCCGGUUCAUCAACCAGCGCGAGAAGCCCCUGGCGCUCUACGUGUUCUCCCACAACGACAAGGUGAUUAAGAAGAUGAUUGCGGAGACAUCGAGCGGAGGGGUGACCGCCAAUGACGUCAUCGUCCACCUGUCCGUGCACUCUCUGCCCUUCGGGGGUGUGGGGCACAGCGGCAUGGGCUGCUACCACGGCAAGUACAGCUUCAUGACCUUCUCCCACCGCCGCUCCUGCCUGGUGAGGUCUCUGAAGAAGGAAGAUCCCCUCAAAGGCAGAUACCCCCCCAGCCUGGCCAAGGUGAGAGGCCCGCGGUAA
Myotis brandtii (Brandt's bat) is the source of this 1662-nucleotide messenger RNA. It is a transcript of the gene ALDH3A1, whose product is annotated as aldehyde dehydrogenase 3 family, member A1. Gene Ontology annotation, cellular component: cytoplasm. Bases 1 to 1662 code for a protein of 553 amino acids. The transcript has 13 exons. Gene Ontology annotation, molecular function: aldehyde dehydrogenase (NAD+) activity. Gene Ontology annotation, biological process: aldehyde metabolic process. The record is from RefSeq and is a predicted model, not a curated record. Lineage: Eukaryota; Metazoa; Chordata; Mammalia; Chiroptera; Vespertilionidae.